Poecile atricapillus (Black-capped chickadee) is the source of this 1962-nucleotide messenger RNA. It is a transcript of the gene DDA1, whose product is annotated as DET1 and DDB1 associated 1. The record is from RefSeq and is a predicted model, not a curated record. Gene Ontology annotation, cellular component: Cul4-RING E3 ubiquitin ligase complex. Gene Ontology annotation, biological process: positive regulation of proteasomal ubiquitin-dependent protein catabolic process. Lineage: Eukaryota; Metazoa; Chordata; Aves; Passeriformes; Paridae. The transcript is spliced from 5 exons. Bases 116 to 424 code for a protein of 102 amino acids.
GCCGUAUCCAAUAGCAACGCGGCGUUUGGCGGCGCGGCCCAAUCAGCGCUCGCUAGGCGGGCGGCCAUGACAGUGGGCGGGCCGGGGCGGCUCCUCCCGGCUGGCGGCGGUGAAGAUGGCAGAUUUCCUGAAGGGGCUCCCGGUGUACAACAAGAGCAACUUCAGCAGAUUCCAUGCGGAUUCCGUCUGCAAGGCUUCCAACCGCCGCCCCUCGGUGUAUUUGCCCACCAGAGAAUUCCCCUCGGAACAGAUUAUCGUGACAGAGAAGACGAACAUCCUCCUGCGCUACCUCCACCAGCAGUGGGACAAAAAGAAUGCGGCCAAGAAGCGGGACCAGGAGCAGGGGGAGCUGGAGGGGGAGAACUCGGCCCCGCCCCGGAAAAUCGCCCGGACCGGGAGCCAGGACAUGACCGAGGACACUUAAAAUUCCCGGGAUUCCCGGGAUUCCCGGAAUUCCCCAGGCUCUUCCCGCUUUUUUCACCCCCCCCACCCCGCUGGGAAUUCCCGGGAUCCGCCCUAUUUAUUUGGGAUUCGCCUCUUUCCCGGUUUUUGGGGUCGCGUUGGUUGGAGCGGGAGAAGCUGAUUCCCAAAAUUCCCGCUUUUCCCGGGAUUCCUGGGGUUUAUUCCCUGGGAGAUCCUGGAGUUCCUUAUUCCCAAAAUUCCCUCUGAGAUCCUGGAGUUCCCGGGUUUUAUUCCCCGUGAGAUCCCGGAAUUCCUUAUUCCCGAGUUUCCCGUUUUUCCUGGAAUUCCCAGGUUUUAUUCCCUGUGCUAUCCCGGAAUCCCUCGUUCCCAAAAUUCCCGUUUUUCCCGGGAUUCGCUCCUGAGAUCUCCCAGGAGAACUCAUUCCCAAAAAUUCCACUUUUUCUGGGAGAGGGGAAUUCCUGGGAUUUUUUCCUGCUCAAUCCCAGAAUUCCUCAUUCCCAAAAUUCCCCUUUUUUCUGCGAUCUCCUCCCUUCCCAAAAUCCCCUUUUUCCCGGGAUUCCCCAGAUCCCUUCCCUGUAAAAUUCCAGGAUUUUUUUUCCCCCCUUCACUCGAGGAAUUCCCAGGAAUCCUUUGGAUAUUCCCAAACCACGACCGAGGCCUUUCCCGUUUUUCCCAGAAAAUUCCCGACCUUUUCCAAUCAUGGCUGGAGCCAAUUCCUGGGAAUUUCAAUCCCGGGAUUUUUUUGGGGGGGUGGGGGAGGGGCCGGAUCCGUGGAUUUUUUUUUUUCCCCACCCUCUGGAAAAGCCGGAAUCGUCAAUCCUUAAAUCCCGAGUUUUUCCCGGGAUCCGAGGGAUCGCUCGGAAUUCCCAAGGGACGGAGCCGGGAGAGGACUGGGAGCGGCUCCGGCCUCGGAUCCGGGAGAAUCCCGGGUGGAAUUCCGGGAAUCCUGGAUGGAAUUCUGGAAUCCCGGGUGGAAUUCUGGGAAUCCGGGAUGGAAUUCUGGGAAUCCCGGGUGGAAUUCCGGGAAUCCUGGGUGGAAUUCCGGGAAUCCUGGGUGGAAUUCUGGGAAUCCUGGAUGGAAUUCUGGGAAUCCCGGGUGGAAUUCUGGGAAUCCCGGGUGGAAUUCCAGGAAUCCUGGAUGGAAUCCUGGAUGGAAUUCUGGGAAUCCUGGAUGGAAUUCUGGGAAUCCUGGAUGGAAUUCCGGGAAUCUGGGAUGGAAUCCCGGGUGGAAUUCAGGAAUCCACGACGGAAUUUGGGAUCCGAGAUGGAAAAAUCCAGGAGGGAAUUCCGGGAAUGGCGGAGCCCGACCCAACGCUCCCGAAAUCCUUGGGAUUGAGACAAUUCCCAGCCGCCUUUCCGGGACCAUCCAGAGGCUCGGGAUUCACGGAAAACCUCGGGAAAAGCCGGAAAAGGACGAGAUUAUCCCAAAAUUCCAGCUGCUUUUCCAGGAGGAGCCGAUUCCCGCGGAAAUCCCGGAAUUCGGAGCCGUUUUCCUUCCCUUUGCCGUGAAAUCCGUUGGGAUUUUUCCAGGAGAUUCCC